GAUGUUAUAAGCAAAAUGGUACAUUCCCAACACAAGUUAUUCUCUUUGCUUUUGCCUUCGGUCCUAGACAAGCUUUUAUUACCAGAAAAAUAAGAAUAGAAAACAUAUAUUGUGUGUAGCGGAAUGAUCUUUAUUACCAAGAUGUCUCUGAUCUCGUUCUGCAUCAUUCAUCUUCUCAUAUUCUUCUUGAUUUCCACCUACGUUAUCUGCAAUCAGGAGGAAGAUAAUCUUCUUCAAGGUCUAAAUAGCUACCGAACUGCUCAAAGAGUUCCACCUUUCGCAAAGAACGAUAAAGCUGAUUGUGUGGCCGAUGAGAUAGCCGACAAGCUAGAAGAUGAACCAUGCACAAACCACACCACAGCCAGCACAGUUACUCCUGGAUCAGUCCCUCCACGGUUAUCAAACUACCAAGAAAUUCUCUCCGAGUGCAAGGUCGACGCAAACAGUACCCGUGAUGCGUUGAUCUUACCGGUUUGUAUCCCUAACCGGGUUCCUACUCUGGCUCUAACUAACUACACCCAUACUGGUUAUGCUCAGUACCUGAAUGAUUCGAGGUAUGUUGGGGCUGGUGUUGGGUCGGAGAAAGAGUGGAUGGUUGUUGUGUUGACCACGAGUACUCCUGGUGGAAGCUUUGCGAGUGGUGAAGCGAUAUCAGCAAGAGCUACGGCUGGGUUAGCUAUGAUGGGGUUGUUGUUUAGUUGCAUUUUGGUGUUGUGAGCUGAUGAUGUUUCUGUUUUGUACUUCUGUGUGAAGUUUUUUUUUUUGUGUGUAUUUUGUAUGUUUUUUUUUUGUAACGGGACACCAGAAUGACGGGACAAGAAAAAAAAAAACCAAGUUUAGUC
Molecule: messenger RNA, 842 nt
Organism: Eutrema salsugineum
Lineage: Eukaryota; Viridiplantae; Streptophyta; Magnoliopsida; Brassicales; Brassicaceae
Exons: 2
Coding region: 124-717 (197 amino acids)
Source: RefSeq, a predicted model, not a curated record